Acaromyces ingoldii is the source of this 488-nucleotide messenger RNA. RefSeq lists its product as hypothetical. Gene Ontology annotation, molecular function: oxidoreductase activity. The transcript has 2 exons. The record is from RefSeq and is a predicted model, not a curated record. The coding region runs from base 36 to 488 and encodes 150 amino acids. Lineage: Eukaryota; Fungi; Basidiomycota; Exobasidiomycetes; Exobasidiales; Cryptobasidiaceae.
CCCCACAGUCAAGUCUCAGCCAGCCUACUGCAAAGAUGACCUUCACCGUUCUCAUCACUGUCUGGCGCAAGCCUGGAAUGUCGAUGGAGGCAUUCUACGACCACUACGAAAACGUGCACAUGCCCUUGAUCCGCGAGCUGGCCGGCGACAAGAUUCCCAUCAGCCACAACCGCCUCUAUGUGGAGCGCACUGGUACGGAGCUCAAGGAGCGCAUGGUGCAGCCCUCGGAGUGCGGCGAUGGCAUCGACUACGACGCUGUGGCGGAGCUCAACUUUGAGGACGAGGCCCACAACCUCGCCUACUGGAAGGUCCUCUACGCCCCAGAGGCACAGGGAAGGCUGACCGAGGACGAGUACAAGUUCAUGGACCGGUCCAAGCUGCGCAUCGUGUCGAUGUACAAGAAAGAACUGAUGAUUCGCAAUGACUUCCACGCCGGCAAGGACAGCGUCGAAAAGUACUCAUUCCUGCCCCACGGAAAGUUCGCAUGA